Molecule: messenger RNA, 471 nt
Organism: Striga asiatica
Lineage: Eukaryota; Viridiplantae; Streptophyta; Magnoliopsida; Lamiales; Orobanchaceae
Source: the annotation of a GenBank genome assembly
AUGGAUCCGUGGAAAAUUGUCGGUCGUGUUCUAUUUUUGCCUCUUCGUGUUGUAGUUUUCCAAUUACGGGAACUGAAAAUGGGACAGGAUAAGUUUUUGUUGGUCACGGAUUUGAUAGCCGUAUCUGUAAGUGCAGUUUGUGAUGCUGUUAAGGGGUUGAAGGAAGGAGUUGAAAAUUUUGAUCCCCUUGUCAUUAUUCAAGCUUCGUCCCAAAAUGCCCGCAAACUCCCACCAUCAACCAUCAAGCAUCACAUGGACAAUAACCAUCUUGAUCAUGAAGCCGUAGUGGUUCAUCCCCACCAGCGCCUCGUGGGAACAUUCACCCCUAAGUGGGUCUUUGAAGCUCUGCCGGUUCUCACAAAGUACAACAGUCACAUACUUUAUGGGGGAACAAUUUUGGUUAAUCAGUGUUUCAAAAGAGAUUCUGAGAAAGUACAUCCCAUUGGGCUGGUGCCUGUCCAAGCCCCAUAG